AUGUCUUGGAAGAGAAAUUAUUUUUCAGGGGGCCGUGGUAGUGUCCAGGGGAUGUUUGCUCCUCGAAGCUCAACCUCCAUAGCUCCCAGCAAAGGCCUCAGCAAUGAGCCAGGACAAAACAGCUGCUUCCUCAACAGUGCCUUGCAGGUUUUAUGGCACUUGGACAUCUUCCGACGUAGCUUUAGGCAGCUUACAACUCACAAAUGCAUGGGAGAUUCCUGCAUCUUUUGUGCUCUCAAGGGGAUCUUUAACCAGUUUCAGUGCAGUAGUGAGAAAGUGCUUCCAUCUGACACUCUCCGCAGUGCUCUGGCAAAGACUUUUCAGGAUGAGCAGCGUUUCCAGCUGGGAAUUAUGGAUGAUGCCGCGGAGUGCUUUGAAAACCUCCUGAUGAGAAUUCACUUCCACAUUGCUGAUGAAACCAAAGAGGACAUAUGUACUGCCCAACACUGCAUCUCCCACCAGAAGUUUGCGAUGACACUGUUUGAGCAGUGUGUAUGUACCAGCUGUGGCGCCACUUCUGACCCGCUGCCUUUCAUCCAGAUGGUGCAUUAUAUCUCCACUACUUCCCUUUGCAAUCAGGCUAUUUGUAUGCUGGAAAGACGAGAAAAACCCUCACCAAGCAUGUUUGGUGAGCUGCUGCAGAAUGCCAGCACCAUGGGGGAUCUGCGGAACUGCCCGAGCAACUGUGGAGAAAGGAUUCGGAUUCGCCGUGUGUUGAUGAACGCGCCACAGAUUAUCACAAUUGGGCUGGUAUGGGACUCAGACCACUCAGACUUGGCAGAGGAUGUCAUUCACAGCUUGGGCACCUGCCUUAAGCUGGGUGAUCUGUUUUUCAGAGUGACAGAUGACCGGGCCAAGCAGUCUGAACUCUACUUAGUAGGAAUGAUCUGUUACUAUGGCAAACAUUACUCUACAUUCUUUUUCCAAACAAAAAUCCGCAAAUGGAUGUAUUUUGAUGACGCUCAUGUCAAGGAGAUUGGGCCCAAGUGGAAGGAUGUGGUGACCAAAUGCAUCAAGGGGCAUUAUCAGCCUUUGCUGCUGCUUUAUGCAGAUCCCCAGGGUACCCCAGUGUCCACCCAGGACCUGCCCCCCCAAGUUGAGUUCCAGUCAUACAGCAGGACGUGCUACGAUAGUGAAGAUUCAGGGAGGGAGCCCUCCAUCUCAAGUGAUACUCGAACAGAUUCCUCAACGGAGAGCUAUCCCUACAAACACUUCCACCAUGAGUCUGUGGUCAGUCACUUCUCUUCUGAUUCUCAGGGGACAGUCAUCUAUAAUGUGGAGACUGAUUCCACGUCUCAGAGCAGUCGGGACACAGGACACCUGACUGAUAGUGAAUGUAAUCAGAAACUCCCGUCCAAGAAAGGGUCACUGAUAGAGCGCAAGAGGAGCGCUGGCCGGGUCAGGAGGAAAGGCGAUGAGUCUCAGGCCUCAGGGUACCACAGUGAAGGAGAAACACUGAAAGAGAAGCAGGCUCCUAGGAAUGCCUCCAAAUCAUCCAGCAGCACCAACAGGCUAAGGGAUUUUAAAGAGACAGUCAGCAAUAUGAUCCAUAACAGACCAUCCCUGGCUUCUCAGACCACCCUAGGACCUCCUUGUGUGGGGAGGGGAGGAGAACAGACUGACAGGAAACCUGCUCGGAGCCUGCCUUUACACGCUCGUGAUUGGGAAGUAGAGAGCACCAGCAGCGAGUCCAAAUCCAGUUCUUCCAGCAAGUAUCGUCCGACAUGGAGGCCCAGGCGGGAGGCUCUGAAUAUCGACAGUAUCUUUAGUAAGGACAAAAGGAAGCACAGUGGCUAUACCCAGCUUAGCCCCUUUUCUGAAGAUUCAGCAAAAGAAUUUACACCAGAUGAGUCAAGCAAGCCACCUGCUUACGACAUUAAAACUGGAGGACCAAGCCCCCAGUACAAGAUCUGGGGCCCAGCACGGCCAGGCUGUCACCUUUUAGAGCAACACCCUCGCCUAAUCCAGCGAAUGGAAUCUGGCUAUGAGAGCAGUGAGAGGAACAGCAGCAGCCCUGUCAGCCUGGAUGCAGCCCUGCCUGAGAGCUCAAGUGUCUGCAGGGAUCCAAGUGCUAAGAGGUCAGCGGGGUUGGCCCCCUCCUGGCGUCACAUCCCGAAGUCUCACAGUAGCAGCAUCCUGGAGGCAGAUUCCGCCGUGUCCAGGAGUGGCUGGAUGAAGAAUCAGCCACUUUCAGGUGGGGAGAUAUCUUCCAAAACUGAACUGGAUGAAUUGCAGGAAGAAGUGGCCAGAAGGGCACAGGAGCAGGAACUUCGGAGGAAACGAGAGAAAGAAUUAGAGGCAGCUAAAGGGUUUAACCCUCAUCCCAGCCGCUUCAUGGACUUGGAUGAACUGCAGAAUCAGGGGAGGAAUGACGGCUUUGAGAGGUCCCUGCAAGAGGCAGAGUCAGUGUUUGAAGAGUCGCUGCGUCUGGAGCAGAAGGGAGACUGUGCUGCCGCUUUGGCUCUCUGUAACGAAGCUAUCUCUAAACUAAGACUUGCCCUGCAUGGUGCCAGCUCUAGCACGCACAGCAGAGCCCUAGUCGAUAAGAAGUUGCAAAUCAGUAUUCGAAAAGCACGGAGCCUGCAGGAUCGCAUGCAGCAGCAGCAAUCAUCUCAGCCGCCGUCGCAGCCCUCAGCCUGCCUCCCCUCACAGGGGGGAGCCCUCCCUCAGCCAACAAGUGAACAGCCUAUCCCGCUCCAAGUAUUGUUAAGCCAGGAGGCCCAACUGGAACCCUACACGAAUACGGAGUUUGGGGCCAGUACUUUCAUUUACUCACCUGCUUCCUGCCAUGAGUCACUCUCGGCAUUAUUCCCAGAGCCAUCCGCCCUGUCUGCUCCGCAGCACAGCUCCCCCCGUGGGUCUGCCUCGAACCUUCUUGCUCCAGUUGAGGUGGACAGUGUUGACCCCUCUGUGUUUCACAGGCAGGGCUUACCUAGAACACCAGGGAGAACUGAGACGGACUCUCCUCAUGGUUGGGAACCAGAGGAUGAGCGGCAGAGCUGCAGGGGUGACGACAGCAGCUGCACCAGGUUCCCCCAACAAGAAGGAAGAGACACUGAUCAAGAACAGCUAUUCCAAGAAAAGAGGGAUCCUGCUGACUCAUCCCUGGCGAUGCCUUGGUCACAGCCAAUUGGAAUAACAGCCACCUCUGAGAGAGGAGACUCGCACAGUCUAGGCUGUGGUCCUUCAAGUUCAGCAGCUCAGCCUAGCCUUUCUCUGCACAGGGCCUGCCACCCCGUAAAGCCUGCUCCUUCCUCAUCUGUGCUUCACUCUUCUAAUGCUGUACAGAAGACUAACCAAUGCCUCCAAACCCAAAACCUCAAAACUCCAUUGACUUCAAAUAUGGACCGAGGCAGCGAGGAGCCCUCUAUGCCAGAGUUUCCUACCACCAAGGGGCUUGUCCGCUCUUUGGCAGAGCAGUUCCAGAGGAUGCACGGUGCCUCCACCAGGGAUGGUACAGGUGCCCAGGAUAGAAGUUUGCCAAAUAGUCUAAGGAAGGACUCUCCACCUUCUGACUGUAAGCCUCCUUUCCCACAGGGUCAAGGGAAAGGCCACUGCUCUUGGGCAAAACAACAGCCCUCUUUGGAUGGUAGGAACAAACUGCCUUCCUGGGAAGAGCCUGCUAAUCAUCCUUCUCUUGCCAUGAACUGUGGGCCGCCUAAUGGUGAAGCUUCUAGGGGAGGACAGCCCAGGUUGGCAGAGUCAGGUAUUUACCAUGGGAAACCGUCUCAAGUGAGAGAUGCUGGGCCUAAGGAGCUGGGCAGCAGUGUCGAUUCAGGGACUUCCUUGCCUUUGGAUUCUUGGGUGAAUGUCACAAGGCUCUGUGAUUCUCAGCUUAAACAUGGGGUCCCUGGGCCAGGAAUGAAGUCCUCCCCUCAUGAUUCCCAUACCUGUGUAACCUAUCCAGAAAGAAACCACAUCAUUUUGCAUCCACAUUGGAACCAGGACACAGAGCAGGAGACCUCAGAAUUGGAGUCUCUCUACCAAGCCAGUCUUCAGGUUUCUCAAUCUGGCUGUUCUGGAUGUGGGCAGCAGGAAGUAGUCUGGAACCCACUGAGCCAAACAGGCUCUGCAGAUGGUGUAGGGAGGAGGCUGCACUCAGCCCCUCGCCUUGGUCUCUCAAAGACCCCAACAGCAGAAAUGGAGCACAGUCUCCAUGAAGCCAACACAGUGUCUGCUUCUCAGGCCGCACCUUGCCGAGGCCCUAGCAGGGAGUGUGGGGAGGAUGAUCAGUAUGGUGCGGAGAACUUUCGGCGCAUCUCACGCAGUCUCAGUGGCACCGUUGUCUCAGAGAGGGAGGAGGUCCCAGUCUCUUCCCACAGUUUUGAUUCAUCAAGCGUGAGGAAAAAGCCUUUGGAAACCCGGCAUCGUUGUUCCAGCUCCUCUUCCCUCCCUGUCAUCCAUGACCCUCCUGUAUUUCUCCUUGGUCCCCACCUCUACCCACCCCAACCACAGUUCCUGUCCCCAGAUGUCUUGAUGCCCAGCAUGGCAGGGGAGCCCCAUAGACCCCCAGGAACUUCGAGGAAUGUCCAGCAGUUUCUGGCUAUGUGUGACAGGGGUGAAACUUCCGAAGGGGUCAAGUACACAGGAAAGACUUUGAACUACCGGAGUCUCCCCCAUCGUUCCAGACCAGAUGCCUCCCGGGGACCAUGGUCAGAGGCCAACCAGCAUAUUGGGGCCAGAUUCCUGACUACUCCAGGGUGCAAGCCUCAGCUAACCCACACUGCCACACUACCAGAAAGACACCAGGGCCUUCAGGUUCCUCAUGCUCAGUCCUGGGGGGAUCUUUUCCAUUCACCCUCCCAUCCUUCUGUUGUUCACCCUGUGUCGCCAUCAUCAAGCAGUCUUCGUGUACCCAUGAGGUCAGCUUGGAAUUCAGGUCCUGUUCCAGGGUUUCGAGCCCCUGGUCCUCGAAGAGUAGAUAUGCCCCCAGAUGAUGACUGGAGGCAAAGCAGUUAUGCCCUGCCAUCUAGACACAGGAGGACAGGGAGAGAGGAGUUUCUUUUUGUCCUAGCAGAUGCCCCUGGCAGAGAACAGAUGAGGGGAAGAGCCCUGCAGCAGAGCAGGUGGUAA
Molecule: messenger RNA, 5073 nt
Organism: Rangifer tarandus platyrhynchus (Svalbard reindeer)
Lineage: Eukaryota; Metazoa; Chordata; Mammalia; Artiodactyla; Cervidae
Source: the annotation of a GenBank genome assembly